This is a messenger RNA of Dentiscutata erythropus, 166 nucleotides long. The record is from the annotation of a GenBank genome assembly. NCBI's taxonomy places the organism in Eukaryota, Fungi, Glomeromycota, Glomeromycetes, Diversisporales, Gigasporaceae.
AUGCCACUCACUGAAAUCGGUUGUAAUUCCUCGGAUUUGAUAGAACUUAGAGCAAGAAAACGGAAGCAGCAAGUGGAAUCUACAUCUAAACAAAGUUUAAGUCAAGAAAAUAUCAGUGACGAAAAAUGCGAAAAUAAUGCAAAUAUCUUGUUUGAAAAUUUAUUUG